CUUUUUUUAGGCACCUCUACACUAACGCCUAAUCUACCAAAUUUCUAGGCGGUCUUACAGGUUACCCAAGACCCAAAAAUCCGAUAUCCACCAUAAUUCUCUCGCAGUUAAUUAUCAUGGCCGACAAAUCGAUAGCUACGGAUUCCGCCAACCUUGCACUUCCUAAAUCUCUUGAACAAGUCCGAAUUACAUCUUUACCACCAGAGGCAUACUACAUCUCGGACUUUAUUACGCAAGAGGAAGAGGAAACGAUUCUAGGUAAAAUAGCAUCCGCUCCGAAACCCCGCUGGAAGCAGUUGACACAUCGACGACUACAAACUUGGCCUUCCGACCUCGUAAAUGACAAGUUGAUGGAUGCACCCUUGCCAACUUGGUUAAAUGACCCGAUCGUGCCGCGUUUGAAGUCAUUCCACAUCUCGCCGGAUAACAACUCCGAUAUCUUUUCCGACAGCCCUCAUCAGAGACCGAAUCAUGUUCUAAUCAAUGAAUACCCUCCUGGAAUCGGCAUAAUGCCUCACAAGGACGGAGCUGCCUAUCAUCCUGUUGUGUGUACUGUGAGCCUAGGUGCUAGUCUCUGUCUCAACAUAUAUAAGCCUAAGGAUGACGGAACUCUGGAACCCGAGCCAGCUUGGAGAAUUCUACAAGAACCCCGAAGCCUACUCAUUACAACGUCCGCUUUGUACCAUGACUUCCUUCAUGGUAUCGCAGAUGUUACAGAGGAUAUUGAACUUUCUGGAAGUACAAUCACCAACUGGGAUCUCCUUCGAUCGCCCGAUGAAUUCGCAAAUGGUUGUAACGUACGGAAGAUCCGAACCAGCUUGACCUAUCGAGACGUAAUGAAGGUAUCCAAGUUAGGAGGCAAGCUCGGUUUAUUCCAGAAAAAGUGAUAAGGCGUCGAA
This is a messenger RNA of Hypoxylon trugodes, 899 nucleotides long. RefSeq lists its product as uncharacterized. The record is from RefSeq and is a predicted model, not a curated record. The transcript is spliced from 4 exons. NCBI's taxonomy places the organism in Eukaryota, Fungi, Ascomycota, Sordariomycetes, Xylariales, Hypoxylaceae. Bases 117 to 887 code for a protein of 256 amino acids.